UAACAGCGCAAUGAACCAAAGAAAGCCACAGCUGAUUUCCGCGAGCUGUCAAAUGCAAAAUUAAUAAAAUUCCAGUGGGUAUUUUCAAAAAAAACACAAGAUAAAGUGUUCGGCGAGGUAACAGACUCCAAUCGGCUGUGAUUGAGUCAAGAUUGGAAAAUGUCGCACUACAGUGACGCGGAGGACUCAAUGGACAUAGGCGAUCUGGGGGUGAGGAAGCGGAAGGCGUGGGAUCCGGAAACCGAGUCCAUCACUUCAGAGAUAAAGGAGUUGCUGGACGAGGAUGUCAACUCGCUGGUGGAGGAGGACUGUGUGGGGUGCCCCCUGCCCUCGACACCCGAGGACGAGAAUAUGCUGGAUUCGGAGAUGAGUGAUGUGCUGAAAGCGGCUGUUCUAGGUACAGGUGACGAGCUGGACAUCACAGCUUUGGCCCACAAUGCGGCCUCGCAGGCCGAGCACGUCGUCCGAAAAAUGAUCCAAGCCGGUUGGUCGGUCUGCCAUUUCCGUAACUUGCCGGCAUGGCUGCAGGACAACGAUUUCCUCAUAUUCGGGCACCGGCCGCCACUGCCCAGCUUUCGGGCCUGUUUCAAGAGUAUUUUCAGAAUACACACCGAAACGGCGAACAUAUGGACGCAUUUACUCGGAUGCGUGGCUUUCAUAGCAAUCGCGGUUUUCUUCUUGAUGCGACCAACAAUCGAGAUCGAACUACAGGAGAAGAUCGUCUUCGGCGCGUUCUUCGCCGGAGCGAUAAUCUGCCUCGGCAUGUCCUUCAUGUUCCACACCGUCAACUGUCACUCUCAGUUCAUCGGCAAGCUCUUCUCCAAACUGGACUACUGCGGCAUCGCCAUGCUGAUAAUGGGCUCGUUCGUACCGUGGGUAUAUUACGGCUUCUACUGCCACUUCCGGCCCAAGGUGGUCUACCUGUCCGUGGUAUGCGCGCUGGGCAUCACCAGCAUCAUGGUCAGCCUGUGGGACAAGUUCUCGGAGUCGGGAUGGAGGCCGUUCCGGGCGGCCGUCUUCAUGACGUUCGGGCUGAGCGGCAUCGUCCCGGCGAUCCACUACGGGAUCGUCGAGGGCUGGUUCAACAAGGUCUCGCAGAAGUCGCUCGGGUGGCUCAUCCUGAUGGGGCUGCUGUACAUCAUGGGGGCCAUGCUGUACGCGCUGAGGGUGCCCGAGCGCUGGUUCCCCGGCAAGUUCGACAUCUGGCUGCACUCGCACCAGAUUUUCCACGUUUUCGUGCUGGGGGGCGCCUUCGUGCACUACCACGGCAUUUCGGAGAUGGCCAUGUACAGGGUUACGAUAGGGCAGUGCGAGAUGCCUGAUAUACCCAUCUAUUAACCAAAGAGCUUCGAAUACUGUUUCCUUUCCUUCAAUAAAAUCCAUGCAAAUCAAAUGAUUUGUGCUUUAUGUUAUGUGAUUCGUUGUUAAUUGUUGCGUGUAAGAUACAGCACAAGUCACUGGACGGUGCGAACAAGACUCGACACUUUUACUUCUUUUCGUUUCUAGGUGUAAACGGAAGCUUUUCGAGGAGGCUUUAGUAUACAUGUCUAAAAUAUUACGAUAACGAUAAUAAAAUAUAUAUUUUGCUAAGAUCAUCAAAAUUUUUGAGAAGGGUAUAUCGUGUAAGUGUACUAUUAUAUCAAUAUUGUAAAAAAGAACGGAGGUUAGAUAUAUUUUUGGGUGUUUUAUCUGUACUUAACUUCGAAAGUGGAGCGGGAGGAGGUUUCUUUCUGUUUUUUCCUGCAGAUACUACACGAUAAAAUUCUUUCUGGUAGUUAUUAGUUUCCACUUGUUUGUUGUGUUGGUGGCCGAUGUCGAUUCUUUUGUGAUAAUUUAAAGUAGUUCAUAUAUUUAUAUUUUAGUAAAUUUGUUGUAGAUAAUUGUUUUUAAAAAUAUAAAGAGAAUGUAAUGUUAAACAUGGAAAUAUAUCAUGUGGUGACCAA
This is a messenger RNA of Zophobas morio, 1943 nucleotides long. RefSeq names its product adiponectin receptor protein. The coding region runs from base 160 to 1338 and encodes 392 amino acids. The record is from RefSeq and is a predicted model, not a curated record. The transcript is spliced from 4 exons. Gene Ontology annotation, molecular function: signaling receptor activity. Gene Ontology annotation, cellular component: plasma membrane. NCBI's taxonomy places the organism in Eukaryota, Metazoa, Arthropoda, Insecta, Coleoptera, Tenebrionidae. Gene Ontology annotation, biological process: adiponectin-activated signaling pathway.